Messenger RNA from Zophobas morio, 960 nucleotides. RefSeq lists its product as uncharacterized. The transcript has 3 exons. Lineage: Eukaryota; Metazoa; Arthropoda; Insecta; Coleoptera; Tenebrionidae. The record is from RefSeq and is a predicted model, not a curated record. The coding region runs from base 178 to 543 and encodes 121 amino acids.
UUGAAGUUAAAGUGGCGGGUUAUGCUGGGUUAUGCACUUGGGUAGGGUUUUUAUGGUUUUUAUUUUAGUAAAAGUAAAAUAAUCCCGUACAUAUCAGCCCGUUUUACUUACGAAUAGUUUUUGUUUAAUUUUUGUUUUUCUCUGAGUUUAUCCAUUAUUGCUGGUUUUUCAUACAAAAUGGAUUUUUUGGAAGAACAUAGUUACGUGAAUCACAAAAAAAUCAAAUCAGAGUGCGAGAAGCCUGAGCUACAUUUAACGGAGAUUAAUAUUAAAAUGGAGUAUGACGACUUUCUAAAUAGUGAUGAAGCAUGCGACACACCAAGUGUUAAUCCGUUGGAACAAACAAAGAUCAAUUGUAACGAAUCUGAGAAAGACAGGAGAUUAAGACUGACGUCGCAGAAGGCUGAUUUAAAGUCUAGAAACACUAGUGAUAGUGAGGAUGAUGAAGGGUUGUAUCCGGGAAUCUGCUCUAAACCUGUCUGGUUUAAAGAAGGCGUGCAUUUUACAAACCUGUUUAAAUCUCUUGGAUUCAUCUUCUUCUGAUGAGGAUGAGUUGAUGCUGUUGUGGUUGUUGUGCAGCAAAAGAAAGAAGAAGCUAAGAAAAAAGUCCAAGUAAAGUUUAUGUUGUUACUUAUUUUUAAAUAGUAGAUGACAUACGUGAUGUUCUUUGCUUUAAGAUAAUUAACAAUACAACAAUCUAAACAUAUUAUCCCUGCAACUCUAAUAAUUUGAUCAAAAUCUGUCGACUCGUUUCAGCAGUUACGCUGUCGGAUCAUUUUCAUUAAUUAAUUUAAAAAAAUGACAGCGUCUGUAGUUGAAAUUUUCGACACGUUGCAGGGAUUGUUACGUGUUUGAAUUGACGGCCGUGUACCAAAUGUUCAUUCUGAUUUUAGUAGUUAAAUAAUUAUUUAUAUUUUCAUAUUCAAAUUGUAUAUAAAUAGAAAUUAUUUUGAUCUGUAA